Messenger RNA from Lodderomyces beijingensis, 621 nucleotides. NCBI's taxonomy places the organism in Eukaryota, Fungi, Ascomycota, Pichiomycetes, Serinales, Debaryomycetaceae. The record is from the annotation of a GenBank genome assembly.
AUGCUCGCAACUUCGUUAUUCAUCACCGCGUUCUGCUUCUUAUUUGCCCGUGCCGAGGACUGGGCCACCUACCCUCAAGUGCCCAAAACGGCCUCCAUCAACGGCUUCGCCGACCCCAUCAUCGACUUGUUGCCGCAAUGUGCCAAAGAAUGCGUCAAGUUCCCCGUCAACAACACUCCUUGUCCAUACUGGGACACCGGUUGUUUCUGCGUCAUGCCCCAGUGGGCCGGCUUAGUGGGCCAAUGCAUAGCCUUGAGCUGUUCCGGGGACGAUGUAGCUAGUGCUACGUUUUUGGCCACCUCGUUGUGUUCAACGGUGGGCGCCAACACUUGGAUGAUGCCUGCUUCGAUCUCGACCAUGUUGAGUACUGCUGCUGGCAACGCGAGAGAAGUUACUACUAUUUCGGGCAUGACACCCAUGUCGUGGGUUAUUGGUCCUGGGAGCUCGGCUAGCACUGGCACUGUUGAUGUUGCUACUGAAACUGGCACUGCUGCUGCUUCUUCUGCUACAACCUCCGCUACUACGGCUAGUGGCUCUUCGUCAGCUACAAAUAUCGCCGUUUUGCAAACUGCUAGCUUUGGGUUGGUUACCGCGGGUUUCCUUUUGAGUUGGUUGUUCUGA